UGUUUUACCCUUUCAAUGUCUCCCACAUAGUGGGUGCUCAACAAUGGUAGAUGAAUAAACUAGAUGUCUCUUACAUGUAUUCUGAGUAUCCUAACAUGUUCAGAACAUAGCCAAGACCCUGCAGACAAGUGAAAAGUUCUCCUCAAACAUGCAAAAAUACUCACACAAUUCAUGUGUGAAAGCUGAUGCCUUUUUCUGAGGAACCUAUUUACUCUCACUUAACAAACUUGGUUAUCAGCACUUCCUUAACCAUGGCAGUUUAAAAAUAGGAAGAUGAGAGGAGGAGGAAGAUGUUCUAAAGGCAGCCAGGCAGGCAGACAGCAGCAGGAGGUGGCACGAUCUUACCAAAAGGUGCCAAAAAAGCGGUAAAAAUCAGACUCAAAGCAUAUUGGCCUGGGGUCACUUAGCUUGGGAGCCUAAAGCCUUCACCCACUUACCAAUAGUCCUUAACGGAUGGAAGUUGUUGUGAACCUUAAAUAACGUUGAGAAAAAUGACCAUUUGGGCCAUUAAUAAAGACUUAGCUGUUCCUAACUUGGCACCAUCUCCUAUAUUUCAUGUAGUUUGGAAAGGAUUCUAUAAAACGUGGAUAAUAUUGAAAAACAAAAAGCUGGUGCUGAGAUGGUAAGCCUGGCCACCCCCUGUACCUUAGCCUAAGCUGUUUCCCAGGCUUCUGCUCUCCCUUUUUCUCUCGGGACUUCUUUUUCUUCCUUGAAGGCUGUACACAAAUGCCACCUCUUCCAGGAACCCCUCCGCGUCUUCCCAGCGGAAGUAAUCUCCUGCUCCCGUGCCCUCGCACAGCAUCUUACGGUGGGUGGGCUCCGCGCGGGUCACCGGCCCUGGGUGUUUACCCGGCAUUCUCCCGGCCGAGCUACGCGCUCCUCGAGCCCAGGGCCGUGACCGGGACCUGCACUCACACGACUCCUGCCACGGCCCUAGGCACACGCCACUGUUCAGUGAGCUUGUGGAGUUGAGUUCAUCUGGAAAGUCACUCAGGUCAGGAUCCUAGGCUCGAGGCGCGGACGAAUGAUUCACAGGGGUGGUUCUUCGCGUUCUUUACCUCGUAGUCACGUCGAGGAGCAUCCGGCUGGCCGGCAGAUACCUGUGGAGUUGAGACGCGCCCCGCCGCCGGCCGCGGAUGAUUGAGGAAAGUGGGAACAAGCGAAAGACCAUGGCAGAGAAGAGACAGCUGUUCAUAGAAAUGCGUGCUCAGAAUUUUGAUGUCAUAAGACUAUCAACUUACAGAACAGCUUGCAAAUUACGAUUUGUGCAAAAACGAUGCAACCUUCAUCUUGUUGAUAUCUGGAACAUGAUUGAAGCCUUCCGAGACAAUGGCCUUAAUACACUGGACCAUACUACCGAGAUCAGUGUAUCCCGCCUGGAAACUGUCAUCUCAUCCAUCUACUAUCAGUUGAACAAGCGCCUUCCUUCUACUCACCAAAUCAGUGUGGAACAGUCUAUUAGCCUCCUCCUCAACUUUAUGAUUGCUGCAUAUGACAGUGAGGGCCGAGGCAAGUUGACGGUAUUUUCAGUUAAAGCUAUGUUAGCAACCAUGUGUGGUGGAAAAAUGCUGGACAAAUUGAGAUAUGUUUUCUCCCAGAUGUCAGAUUCCAAUGGCUUAAUGAUAUUUAGCAAGUUUGACCAGUUUCUGAAGGAAGUUCUGAAGCUCCCAACAGCUGUCUUUGAAGGGCCAUCUUUUGGUUACACAGAGCACUCAGUCCGCACCUGUUUUCCACAGCAGAAAAAGAUAAUGCUAAAUAUGUUUUUAGACACAAUGAUGGCCGACCCUCCUCCCCAGUGCCUUGUCUGGCUACCUCUCAUGCACAGGCUUGCCCAUGUUGAGAAUGUCUUCCAUCCUGUGGAGUGCUCCUAUUGCCGGUGUGAGAGUAUGAUGGGUUUCCGGUACCGGUGCCAGCAGUGCCACAACUAUCAGCUCUGCCAGAAUUGCUUUUGGCGUGGUCAUGCCAGUGGCCCUCACAGCAACCAGCACCAGAUGAAGGAGCAUUCCUCUUGGAAAUCCCCUGCAAAGAAGCUGAGCCAUGCAAUUAGUAAGUCUUUGGGGUGUGUACCCACGAGAGAACCCCCGCAUCCUGUUUUUCCUGAGCAACCAGAGAAACCACUUGACCUUGCACAUAUAGUUCCUCCUCGUCCUCUGACUAAUAUGAAUGACACCAUGGUUAGCCACAUGUCCUCUGGAGUGCCCACUCCCACCAAGAGGUUACAGUAUAGCCAGGAUAUACCCAGUCACUUGGUCGAUGAGCAUGCGCUGAUAGCCUCCUAUGUGGCCCGUCUGCAGCACUGUGCACGUGUUCUAGAUAGUCCUAGCCGACUGGAUGAGGAACACCGGCUUAUAGCUCGCUAUGCUGCCCGGCUGGCUGCAGAAGCAGGAAACAUGGCUCGUCCUCCCACUGACUUGAGCUUUAACUUUGAUGCCAACAAACAACAAAGACAGCUUAUUGCAGAACUGGAAAACAAAAACAGAGAGAUCCUGCAGGAGAUUCAGCGCCUCCGCCUGGAACACGAGCAGGCCUCCCAACCCACUCCUGAGAAGGCCCAGCAGAACCCCACGCUGCUGGCAGAGCUGCGGCUGCUGAGACAAAGGAAGGACGAACUGGAGCAGAGGAUGUCAGCAUUGCAGGAGAGCCGGCGGGAGCUGAUGGUGCAACUGGAAGGGCUGAUGAAGCUACUGAAGGAGGAAGAACAAAAGCAGGCAGCUCAAGCCGCAGGGUCCCCACGUACAUCUCCCACUCACGGAGGUGGCCGUCCGAUGCCUAUGCCGGUGCGCUCGACGUCGGCCGGCUCCACGCCCACCCACUGUCCACAGGAUGCGCUGAGCGGAGUUGGGGGAGACGUGCAGGAGGCCUUUGCGCAAGGUACGAGGAGGAACCUCCGCAAUGACCUGCUGGUGGCUGCUGACUCCAUCACCAACACCAUGUCAUCCCUGGUGAAGGAGCUCCAUUCAGCAGAGGAAGGUGCAGAGGAAGAAGAAGAGAAGAUGCAAAAUGGGAAAGAGAGAGGUUAGCCGAGGAGCCCAGACAAAGAGGAAGCUUGGGCACAGAGGACGAGGAACAAGCUGGCACCAACCUGAUGAAGGCAAGGUCUUCCCCCAGAGGCACAUUCCUAUCCAUCCUUCCACUGCACACCUGGACCAGGCUUGCAGGCUGCCAGACGUCACUCCACCCGCCAGGGAGAAGGGAGCCAGAGCAGUGGGAAGGUGGGGGACUGCGAAGCGCAGCUGGUGGGCCUUCCCCUAUAGCCCUGCAUGUACCAGCAUCUCCAUCACUCCCCUCAGGGCAUGGUCUCACUUGUGCAUCAGGAGCUUACCAGGAGGUUGAAAAGAGAAAA
Messenger RNA from Microcebus murinus (gray mouse lemur), 3343 nucleotides. RefSeq names its product dystrobrevin beta (gene DTNB). Gene Ontology annotation, molecular function: zinc ion binding. Gene Ontology annotation, biological process: synaptic signaling. Gene Ontology annotation, cellular component: plasma membrane; synapse. The record is from RefSeq and is a predicted model, not a curated record. NCBI's taxonomy places the organism in Eukaryota, Metazoa, Chordata, Mammalia, Primates, Cheirogaleidae.